Molecule: messenger RNA, 6417 nt
Organism: Closterium sp. NIES-65
Lineage: Eukaryota; Viridiplantae; Streptophyta; Zygnematophyceae; Desmidiales; Closteriaceae
Source: the annotation of a GenBank genome assembly
AUGCGUGACACUAACGGGGGUGCGGAGAGGGAGCAGCGGGAAGCGGUUGCAGAGAGGGCGCGUGAUCCGGAGAAGAGACCCCCAGCGGAGGCUGUGGCAGGAAGAUUCCAACCGGCAGGCCCCCGUGCUACAGCCGGUGCUACAACAGGCGGUUUGAGUGUGGAGGAGUUCAGGGCUUUGGAAUGCCCCUCAACUAAAAGUGCUAGCAACAGCAGCAGUUUACGCUCGCAGGUCGCAGCAGCCGCAGCAGCUCUCCCUCUCUUGUCUUCCCCCAACUAUCUUGACCCUGCUGUGUCUAUCUGGACCAUGCAGCAGCAGCAGUAUACACUCGCUCGCAGGUCGCAGCAGCCACCAGAGCCCUCACUCUCUCUGGCCUUUUCCUCGCUCCAUCUUCCUACCACCAUAUUGCAGGCUGCGUCUACCUCGACCAUGCAGCAGCAGCAGUAUACAGGCGCUCGCAGGCUGCGUGCACCAGAGCACUCACUAACUUGUCUUUCUCCCAUGUAUCUCGCCGUGCACCACAUCCCAGGCUGCGUGUACCUCGAUCAUGCAGCAGCAGCGGUGUACACACGCUCGCAGAUUGCAGGCAGCCACCAGAGCCCUCACUCUCUUUGGCCCCUUUUCCUCGCUCCACCUUCUCACCACCAUAUUGCAGGCUGGGUGUAUCGCGACCAUGCAGCAGCAGUGGUGUACACACGCUGGCAGGUUGCAGCAGCUACCAGAGCCUUCAAUCUCUCCAUCAUCCUUUCUUCCCCCCUCUCCUCAUGCACCACAUCAGGCUGCGUGUAUCUUGACCAUGCAGCAGCAGCAGUGUACACUCGCUCGCAGGUCACAACAAUCACGAGAACCCUCACCAAACUCGCCAGUAGCAGCAGUGCGGCCACGUCUGACGUGAUCGAAUCACUUCGCAUGCAGGUGCUAGCCAUGUGCAAUGCACCUCCCUCCCAGUAUGCUUGCGUCUUUACCAGUGGUGCCACGUCAGCACUCAAAACGGUCGGCGAGGCAUUCAGAUGGACGGCGGACAGCGAGCUGGCAAUGACGCUGGACAACCACAACUCGGUGCUGGGGAUCAGAGAGUAUGCUCUUAGAGCUGGUGCUACAGUGUCUGUUGUUGAUAUUCGCUAUGAGGAUGACUAUAUGGGGGAUGAGGAGGAAGAGGAGGAGGAACAAGGGGGCGAUGAGGAUGAGAGUGAGAGUGGGAGUGAGGCUGGGAGUGAAUAUGAGAGUGGAAAUGAGAGUGAGAGUGAGAAUGGGAGUGAGAAUGGGAGUGAGAAUGGAAAUGACAAACAGGAGAGGAGAGUGGAGAAGGUGGGAGUGGAUGAAGUGAGGAUAAUGAAGGAGGAAUUUAAGGAAGAAGAGGGAGGAGAGGAUGAAGAACAGGAGGAGGAAGAAAGAGCAGAGGAGGAUGAAGAAGAAGAAGCAGAGGAGGAAGAAGAAGCAGAGGAGGAGGUGGAAGAGGAGGAAGAGGAGGAAGAGGAUGAAGAUGAGGAGGAAGAGGAUGAAGAGGAUAGGAGGGCGGGUGUGAGCAGGAGUAAGCGCAAGGGAGCAACAGAGGAGGAAGAGGAAGAGGAGGACGAAGAAGCGGAGGAGGAUGAGGAGGACGAAGAAGAGGAAGAGGAGGGAACGGUGGGAGUGUUGGUGAGAAGGAGGAAGGUUCGAUUGGCGUUAGCUGGCAGCAGCAGGAGCAAGCGCAGUGAUGUGGUGGGAAAGGAAGCUGAAGCAGUCUCUGCCGGUGGUUGUACUGGUGAACCUGUAGGGGCAGCAGCAAGUGUGAGGACAGGUGAACCUGUAGGGGCAGCAGCGAGUGUGAGGACAGGUGAACCUGUAGGGGCAGCAGCGAGUGUGAGGACAGGUGAACCUGUAGGGGCAGCAGCGAGUGUGAGGACAGGUGAACCUGUAGGGGCAGCAGCGAGUGUGAGGACAGGUGAACCUGUAGGGGCAGCAGCGAGUGUGAGGACAGGUGAACCUGUAGGGGCAGCAGCGAGUGUGAGGACAGGUGAACCUGUAGGGGCAGCAGCGAGUGUGAGGACAGGUGAACCUGUAGGGGCAGCAGCGAGUGUGAGGACAGGUGAACCUGUAGGGGCAGCAGCGAGUAUGAGGACAGGUGAACCUGUAGGGGCAGCAGCGAGUGUGAGGACAGGUGAACCUGUGGGGACAGCAGCAGAUGUGAAUGCGAAUGCAGGGACAAGUGAACCUGUGGGGGGAGCAGCAGCGAGUGUGAGUGUGAGGACUCCUGAACCUGUGGGGGCAGCAGCACUUGCUGAAACCAACCCUUCUGAUUCCACUGUUCUUGCCGAACCAGUGCUGACCGAACCACAGAAUGGCAGGGCUGUUUCCGAGCCUGGACAGGAGGUUCGGCCAGGUGUGGCUGCUCCAGCUGUGGCUGGGGAUGGUGGGGCCGGAGCUAGUGGGAGUGGGGCGGGUGAGACUGGGGCAGGUGGGACUGGGGCAGGUGGGACUGGGGCAGGUGGGACUGGGGCAGGUGGGACUGGCUUAGGAGGAAGAAGUGAGGAGAAGGGCCAUGAGGGAAAAAGGGGUGGAGAGGCAGGAUCAGGGUCAAGGGAUGUGAGAACAGAGCAUGAGAGGCCUUCUGAGUCGUCUCAACUGUCAAGGGAUACAAGGGCAGGGGGCAUGAAACAGCAUCGAGCGGCGGAUCGGAAGGGUAGAAGGGUGGAUGGAAUGGUGGAUGGUUGUCCUAAGGGCACAGUCCUUCGAGGGGUGGUAGAGGGGGUGUCCCUUCGCCUGCUGAACCGAUUCUCUCGGGCAGCAAGGGAAGGGAAGGCAAGGGAACACGAGGCACCAAAAGCGCCAACAGCACGACGGGAAGAAGCUGUUUCAAAGCCGCCUGAAGAGGUGUUUUCAGGGGCAGGGAAGGAGGAGGAGCGGCAGCAGCGGCGGCGAAGGCAGAAGCAGGAGGGGCAGGAGGAGUUGCCGUUUGUCCCAUGCCUGUUUGCAAUGCCUGCAGAAAGUAAUCUUAGCGGCGAGAAGCUUGAUCUGAGGGUGGUGCGGGCGGUGAAGGAGGAGAGGUGUUUGGAUGGGUGGGAGGGGUGGAGCCGGGAGGACAGAGGAGUGGAGAGCGGUGAUGGUAGGAGACGAGGCAGGGGGAGAGGGAAAAGGAGAAGUGAGAAGGGAAUUGAGGAGGAAAGAGAGCAAGGGAGAGAGAAGGGAGGGGAUGGCACAACAACUGCUGGUGCCUCUCAAACUCAACAACAACAACAACAACAACAGCAGCAGCAGCAGUUGCCUGCAAGCAAGAGAGUAUGGGGCGGCCUCUGGGGUUGGCUGGGAGGAAGUCGUGGGACAUCCGGUGCAGCAGAUGAGGAUCAAGGGCAGGUCGAUAGCAAUGGUGCGGCGACUGGUGGUGGAGCUGACAGGGGUGCUGGUGGUGGGAAGGCCCAGGGUGAGAUAUCCUUAUCCCGCUUUCGACCCCUCUCCUUCUCCACCGCUUCUGCCCGGCGCUGGUUCGUGCUUCUCAAUGCCGCCAAAGCUGCUGCUGAUGAGAGUAGUAGGAGUCCUAGUGGCAGUGGUGGUGGUGGUGUAUCCAGUAGUGAAGGCGCUUCUUCUCCCGCUCUUCCUCGGCGCUGGUUGGUGCUUCUUGAUGCUGCCAAAGCUGCUCCCUCGGACCCUCCGGACCUAUGCCACUGCCCCGCUGACUUCGUUGCACUCUCCUUCUACAAGGUGGGUUGCCCCCUCCUCCCCAUGCCCCCUCCUCCCCAUGCCCCCUCCUCCCCAUGCCCCCUCCUCCCCAUGCCCCCUCCUCCCCAUGCCCCCUCCUCCCCAUGCCCCCUCCUCCCCAUGCCCCCUCCUCCCCAUGCCCCCUCCUCCCCAUGCCCCCUCCUCCCCAUGCCCCCUCCUCCCCAUGCCCCCUCCUCCCCAUGCCCCCUCCUCCCCAUGCCCCCUCCUCCCCAUGCCCCCUCCUCCCCAUGCCCCCUCCUCCCCAUGCCCCCUCCUCCCCAUGCCCCCUCCUCUGAAUCCUCUCCAUGCCUCCCGCCCUCCGGACCUCUCCCACUGCCCCCUGCGGGCUUCGUUGCACUCUCCUUCUACAUGGUGGGUGGGCUGUCUCUACCCCUCUUCAUUUCUCUCCACCCCUCUCCACCUUUCCACACCACCCACUGCCCUGCUAACUUUGUCACACUCUCCUUCUACAAGAUGCUGCCUUCAUCCUCCACAAGCCCUACUUCAGUGGAGGUACGGCGAGUAGCAUGCGCUCGGUGGCAUGUGAAUGACACGGUGACAGUGGUAGCAGAGGUGACAGGGCUAGUAGCAAGUAGCAUGAUGACUCUGCAUGGCAACUUGUGCCCCUCUCAUUCAGAUGCUGCCUUCAUCCUCCACAAGCCCUACUUCAGUGGAGGCACCGUGGCAGCAGUGUUUGCAGACUCCGACUUUGUCUCUCUGCGCCCAUCGCUAGAAGCACAGUGGGAGCACGGCACUCUCCCCUUCCUCCAGCUCGCAGCAGAGCUCCCUCCAGGCUUAGCCCUGGUCACCCGCCUCUCCUUCUCUGCCAUACAACGCCACGUCUCGUUUCUUGCACUCUUCACCGCCUCUCGCCUCCUCUCCCUCCGGCACUGCAACGGCCAGCCCGUUUGCGUCGUGUAUGGAAAGCACAGGGCCUUGUUGCUGCAUCUUGAUAAGAGCAGAGUCGUGGAUCGGGAGAGGCGAGAGACUUCUGAUUCGAUUGAGAAGAAUGGAGUGGUGGAUUUGCAGGGAGGAGAGGAGGAACGAGAGGCAGUGUUGAAGCAGCAGGGGGGGGUGGUGGCGUUUAACCUGAAGCGCAGUGAUGGGUCGUGGGUGGGGCACAAGGAGGUGGAGAAGCUGGCAGCCAUCCACAGCAUUCAUCUCCGGAAUUACGAGGCAGGGCACGUGUGUUGGGACGACAACGACGUGAUUGCCGGGCGGCCGACUGACGCCGUGAUUUUUCCGAUCAGUCCCUUUCUCCCCUCUCCCACAUGCGACAGACCGGUUGUUUCUGCAACACAGGAGACUGUGCCAAGCACCUGCGCCUCUCCCACUCCCACCUCCGCCAAAAUUACGGAGGCGAGGCAUGUGUGUUGGGAUGACAACGACGUGAUUGGCUACUGCAAUCCCAUCACCAUUCUUCCUCUUUUUCUUGUUCCCCCAUGCAACAGACUGGCGGGGCACGUGUGCUGGGAUGACAAUGACGUGAUUGCCGGGCGGCCGACUGGCGCCGUGCGGAUCUUCUUUGGACACCUGUCAACCAUUGAUGACGUGAAGGCGUUCCUCUCCUUCAUCCAAACGUGCUUUGUGGAGCUGCCACUCGGAGCAUGGCCUCUUGGACCCAUGGGUCUGCUGCAUGACCGGGAAUGGCUUAUCAUCAACCCUAUAGGCACUCCACAAAGGCCCAACAGGGUCCCCUCACUCUACACCCUCCGCCCAUCCAUCAACCUCGCUUCACGCCUCCUCUCCAUCCACCUUACUCCCCAAGGCUCUCCUCCUGCCCAGUCUCCCCUCCAAUUACCUCUUGACACGCUGGAUGGGGUGCGUAUGUGCGGUGACAAGUGUGGGGCUGGGUGUGGUAAUCUCUGUUUCCGUGGCAUCACCGUCCACGUGGCAGUGUACCCUGCUGACGUGGCAGCCUGGCUCUCCGCCGCUCUCGGCACGCCAUGUCAGCUUGUGAGGCUCCUACCGCACGCCCGCCAGCAGAAGAAGCUGCCUAGAAGCAUCCUCAGCAGUCAGGACAACACCAGAACCAAUCAGAUCAGUGAAAAUCAAUCCAGCCGUAACGAAUCUUCCCAAUCCGCAUCCUCCUCCCACUCCUAUUCCUCCUCUCCCUCCUCUUCCCCCUCUCCCUCCUCUUCCCCCUCUCUCUCGCUAGCCAAUGAGGCUCAGCUGCUAGUGCUCUCAUCUGCUAGUCUGGCUGAUCUUUGGAGGAGAGUGGCACAUGGGACAGAGGGGGAGCUGAUGGCAGGAGAUGGACGGAAAACAGAUGGGAGAACAACAGGAGUGGAUAAACCUUUGCAAAAUAAGCAAAAAAUAUCCGUCCGCAUGGACACCCAGUAUGACAACAUGACCCUCAAGGAGGCGUUGAAGAAGGAGGUCGAGUGCUCGGCGCUCGAGAAGCUAGGCCUUCAGGAGACGAUCAAGAUGCAAAACGACACCAUCGCGUCGCUCACCGCCGAGCUUGCUCGAGUCACCGAGGCACUCCGUGUGUCAGAAGCCCGGAGGAUGCCGUCGGCGACCGAGGACCCUGGCAUGGGCGUCAAGGGGCUUGCCCCCAAGGUGGUCUUAAAGCUACGCCUCGCCUGUGCGCUGGUGGCGCUCGAGCUGAAGCCGAGGACGUGGGUCGACCGCCUAUUUCCAGACACCUGGGAGGUGCAGAUGCCGAAGACCGUGGCCGACUUGGCCAAGAAGAGCGCACCUGCGCAGCGUCCUCCGACAAAGCGCAAGAAGUCGGCAUGA